UCACCACUCUAACCGUUUAGGACUGGCACUAGUACGUACGUGUCCUCUUCGCGGGCUCAAUUUUCAAAAUGGCACCGAAUUGAAAAAAGCCGAACUACUAUUUCUCAUUUAAAACGCAAAAUUCUACUCCUUAUUUCAAUAUUCUAACCACAAAAAUGGAUCAUGGACAUAGCCAUGCUCACCAAGAGCCACAUGGUACAGGAUUUUACCCAAGUUCAGCGUCAGAAUGCUCUGAAUUGGGUGUUUAUUCGUACAAUAGUAGCAAUGUGAAUGGUCUACCAAGCACUGAGAAUACAGGAAGAUUUCUUCGUUAUGUUCCCAACAAGAAGGCAUUAGCCGGACAAGUAAAUAUUGAUAUUAAUGAAAAAGAUAUUAAUGAACAAGAACAAAACCUAAGGCAGAGAGGAUCCCAAGAAACAAAUAACAAACCACUAUCAAGUAUUAUUAAACCAUUUCCAAAAAGAACAUAUAAAUUAAUGAAUGUUGUCAGAAAGGAGCUCAAAACAAUCUUAGCUGAAAAACAAGGUUGGAAGAUCUUCUGGUUAUUCCUAUUGAAUUUGGUUUUAACAUUUACUUUAUUUGUGUAUAGUGGAUCAACAAAUAGCUUAGCUUUGAUGGCAUUUAGUUAUUUAACAAUAUUUGAUUUAUUGAGUUUGGCUACAUGUCUUCUGUCUCUGUGGGUUUCGCUGCAAAAACCAACAAAGUCAUUUUCCUAUGGAUUUGAAAGAUAUGAAGUGCUUUCAGUUUUUUCCUCUACAAUGUUAACAAUGUUUGGAGCACUAUUUAUUUUCAAAGAAAGUAUUGAAAGGUUAUUGAUGCCUGCUGAAGUAACAACUGACAGUUUAUUUGUCCUUGCCAUUGCUGGUCUCUUUCUACAUCUUCUUGUUACGUUUAUGGCUGGUAAUAAGGCACUGAAUGAAGUUUCGAAAGCUGCUACAUCCAAUUGGCUUCAGGAUGCUGUGAUAGAUCUUGGUCACAACAUUUGUGGAAUUUCCCCAUUUCUUGGUAAAGUUCUCAUUCAAAAGUUCAAUCCAGUAGCAUUAUUAGGGAUAGCAGGUGCUGCAUGCGUACUCAUAACAGAUGCUUGUAUUGACUACAAUAAAACAUACACCUCAGACAGCUUGUGUGCUAUAGUGAUGACAACAGUUAUUUGGGCGACAAUGUUACCUCUUAGUAUCUACAGUGGACAAGUUCUUUUACAGACUUGCCCAACAGAUAUUAUGAGCCAAAUAGACAAGUGUCUGCGUGAGGCUUCAACUUUGGAUGGAGUUUUAGAAUUUAGGAAUGAACAUUUUUGGACAGUGUCCUUUAACAAGAUGGCUGGUUCACUUCAUGUUCGAAUUCGAAGAGAUGCCAGUGAACAAAUGGUUCUUGCUCAUGUAACUAACAAGUUAUCAACAUAUGUAACAUAUCUAACAGUUCAAGUUUUUAAAGAUGAUUGGAUACGAUCUAGCAGUGGAACCAAACUAGCAACCCUCCCAUCCUCAUUUCCACGUGCACCCAGUUUACCAAAGAUUCCAAAUCCCCCUUCUCAUUCCCAUUCACAUUCCCAUUCACAUUCCCAUUCACAUUCACAUAAUGCGGAAAACCCUUAUACUGUUAAUAUGAAUAGUAUAGGUUCUGGUUACCCUGCAAAACCUUCUCAAAAGUAUACAGAUAGUCCAUUAACUGUUCCCUAUGCACCACCUAGUAAACUCAACUAAAACACAGAGAGGAAUUAGGAGGGGUCAGAGA
Messenger RNA from Actinia tenebrosa (Australian red waratah sea anemone), 1734 nucleotides. Its product is annotated as zinc transporter 6. NCBI's taxonomy places the organism in Eukaryota, Metazoa, Cnidaria, Anthozoa, Actiniaria, Actiniidae. The record is from RefSeq and is a predicted model, not a curated record. Gene Ontology annotation, biological process: zinc ion transport; transmembrane transport. Gene Ontology annotation, molecular function: monoatomic cation transmembrane transporter activity. Gene Ontology annotation, cellular component: membrane; Golgi apparatus.